This is a messenger RNA of Astyanax mexicanus (Mexican tetra), 1476 nucleotides long. Its product is annotated as jmjC domain-containing protein 8-like. Lineage: Eukaryota; Metazoa; Chordata; Actinopteri; Characiformes; Acestrorhamphidae. Gene Ontology annotation, cellular component: cytoplasm. The transcript is spliced from 9 exons. Bases 97 to 879 code for a protein of 260 amino acids. The record is from RefSeq and is a predicted model, not a curated record.
CGCAGUGGGAAAUGAAUGGAGGAGGAACAGGUGGUGUGUGUUGAGGAGGUGUGUGAAACUGGUGGUGUGUGUUGAGCUGGUGUGUGUGUUAGGUUGAUGGCCUGGUUCAGAAGGUGUGUGGUGCUGCUGCUGCUGGUCCAGUGGGUGAAGCAGGAAGAUACUGGAGGCUGGGGUCGGGAGUCCAGUCUGAAUGAUGAAGGUGAAUGCAACAUUGAAGUUCGGGAUGUGAAUUCAAUCACACACACAGAGUUUAUACGGGAAUACGCAUACACUAAGCCUGUGAUACUGAAAGGAGUCACUGAUAACACGAAAUUCAGAUUACUGUGUUCCAAGGACAAUUUGCUGCGAGAGUACAGUAAAAAAACAGUCCGACUGAGUACUGCUAACACACACUCCUACAGAAAAGUGGACGUGCGGUUUGAGGAGUUUGUGAAAGUCCUGUUGACCCCUCAGUCUGAAGAUACGCUGGGCAGCGAUACGCUGUAUUUCUUUGGUGAUAAUAACUUUACUGAGUGGAAUUCACUGUUUGAGGAGUAUAAAGCGCCACCUUACGGAUUACCUUACACUAGCCCUGCCUACAGCUUUGGAAUUGCAGGUCCAGGUACAGGAGUGCCUUUCCACUGGCACGGUCCUGGCUACUCUGAGGUCAUCUACGGUAGAAAGCGUUGGUUUCUGUAUCCUCCUGAUCAUUCUCCUGAGUUCCACCCAAACUACACCACCCUGUCCUGGCUCACACAGUCUUACCCCCUCCUGGAGACGCACAACAAACCACUGGAGUGUACCAUCAGACCAGGAGAGGUGCUGUAUUUCCCAGACCGUUGGUGGCACGCUACACUAAACCUGGACACAAGUGUUUUCAUCUCCACCUUCCUGGGUUAAUUUCUGUCAAACUGUCAAAUUCUUCAUUCACUGACUUCAGUCAUAAAGGACCAAUCACAGCUCCUCGUUUACUGACAUCACCCUAAAACAACCACGGAAUGUUCCUCAAUCAUUGACAUUACUCCAGCAGGACCAAUCAGGGCUCUUCAUUCACUAACAUCACUCCAGAACGACCAGAGAAUCCUCCUCAUUCACUAACAUCACCCCAGAAAGACAGAGCUCUUAAAUUACUGACAUUUCCCAGAAGGACCAAUCAGAGCUCCUUGUUCACUGACAUAACUCCAGCAGAACCAAUCAGGGCUCUCUAUUCACUAACAUCACUCCAGAAGGACCAAUCAGAGCUCUUUGUUCACUGACAUGCUACAAUGAUCAGUUUACUGUAUUGAGUCUAUUUCCAAAAAAGGGAUUUUAGGAAGUGAAAUGAUCUGUCAGUAAAGUUUUAAUAUAAGUAAUAACUUCCUUAAUAAAUGCUAAAAGUACCAGAAACACUGCCUACUGUAAAUGUAUUUACCAGUGUAGAUGUGUUUGGUGGGCAGUUUUUAUAUGUUGAAAAGAAGGUCAAAUCAAAUUGCUUUUAUUAAUAAAUGUGUAACAAAA